AUGGCUGGGAAGGGGGCAGCUGCGACAGAGAAGAGCGGCGGCCUCGUCGUCCUCCGUACGCCGCACACAUCUACUGUGGAAGAUGUUCUCAAACACUACGGCGUCACCCUCGACAAGGGACUUGACGGUAAGGCCGUUGAGGACAGGCGCCGACUUUUUGGAGCCAACAUGCUCGAACAGAAGGCCAAGGAAUCGCUGUGGUCGCUCUUCUUGGGGCAGUUUGAUGACAUGUUGGUCAAGAUUCUGCUAGGAGCUGCCAUCAUCAGCUUCAUCCUGACGCUGACCGAAGUCACCGAGAGCUAUGCAAUCACGGACUUCAUCGAGCCCUUGGUCAUUGUCGUCAUCCUUGUGUUGAACGCAAUUGUGGGAGUGUGGCAGGAGACCAAUGCUGAGCAAGCCCUCGACGCACUCAAAAAGCUGCAGUCCACCGUGGCCACUUGCCUCAGGGAAGGCAAAUGGAUCACCAUCGACUCAGUGGAUCUCGUUGUUGGCGACAUAGUGCGCAUGAGAACGGGCAACAAGGUACCCGCAGAUUUGAGGGUGUGCUCCAUAUCCUCAACUUCGCUCAGCUGCGAGCAGUCGCAACUCACCGGAGAAUCAAGGAAUGUCGCCAAGACGUCGAAACCCAUGCAGGCUGGCAUGGAGAACUGUGAAAUACAGGAGAAGAGGAACUUGCUUUUCUGUGGUACUACGGUCUCAGCCGGGUCCUGUAUCGGCGUAGUGGUCGCGACUGGCAUGCAAACUGAAAUCGGAGCCAUUCAAGCGGCGGUUCUUGACGCGGGCUCGCAGGAGAGGGGCACGCCGUUGCAGCGUAUGCUCAGCGACUUCAGCACAUCGCUAUCGAAGUUCAUCAGCGUGAUCUGUGUCGCGGUUUGGGUCAUAAACUUCAGGAACUUCAGUGACCCCAUCCACCACAGCUUCAUGAAGGGAUGCAUAUACUACUUCAAGAUCGCUAUAGCGCUGGCCGUGGCCGCCAUUCCGGAAGGAUUACCGGCCGUUAUCACUACGAGCCUCGCGCUGGGGACGCGCAACAUGGCGAAAAGAAAUGCCAUCGUUCGUAAAUUGCCGUCGGUUGAAACUCUGGGUUGUACCACAGUCAUCUGCUCCGACAAAACCGGCACCAUCACCACCAACAAAAUGCGCGCGCAAGUGAUGAAACUGCUUGCCAAUGAUGAUAAGAUAAGGUCGCUUCACUUCACUGAUGAUGGGGAAAUUGACACGACCAAGGGCAAUUCAAAUGAAUUCGCCUCUGGCAAGGGCCUCAAUGGACCAUUCGGAAAGCUUUUAACCGCUGUAUUCAAGUGUGGGUGCAUCUGCUCUGAGGCUUCUGUCGAACAGGAAGAAGGCGAACCCACCGAAUUGGCCGUCCUCCAUAUGGUGAACGAUGUCUACGCUUUCCUGGCACCCAAUGAAAACAAGGCCAUAUCGGCCGAGUACCAGAAGACUAUCCGAAAGGAAGCCACACUUGAGUUCUGCAGGGACAGGAAAAUGAUGAGUGUUAUCGCCAGUGAAGAUGGCGGCAAUCAACUGUACACCAAGGGUGCACCCGAAUCCGUGAUAGAGAGGUGCAACAUGUACAUGAAGCCCGACGGCACAAUCUCGCCAAUCACCCCGGCUGUCAAGGACACCAUUAUGAAAGAGGUGGAGAUGAUGGCACGCGAUGCGUUGCGUACGUUGGCCUUUGCCUGCUCCAACGAUGCAGCCGGCGCUUUGAAAAUUUACAAGGAAAAGAGCGCAAGUGGUGAGAUAUCGGAGGGAAGCCCUGCAUUCUUCCAGGACAUUGAGCACGACCUCGUUUUCUUAGGUCUUACGGGUAUCCUGGACCCGCCGAGGCCACAGGUUAAGCAGGCCAUUGAAAUGGCGCACACGGCCGGCAUUAGGGUGUUCAUGAUCACCGGUGACAACAAGUUGACGGCGGAAGCUAUUGCGAAACGUGUAGGCAUAUUGCCUGCAGAGUUCCCUGCUGUGGGCGACAAGCUCUACUACUCGUACACUGGUAAGGAAUUCGAAAAAUUGUCCGAUAGUGAAAAACGACGUGUCGUAAGCGCGCAAGGCGUUGUAUUCAGCCGAACUGAGCCCAAACACAAGCAGGAUAUUGUGUCCAUACUCAAGCAGUUGGGCGAAACUGUGGCCAUGACGGGUGAUGGUGUUAAUGAUGCACCUGCGUUGAAGAUGGCCGAUAUCGGUAUUGCCAUGGGAAUCACUGGAACUGAAGUUGCCAAGGAGGCCGCUGACAUGAUCCUCGUCGACGACAAUUUCCAAUCGAUCGUCGCCGCUAUCGAGGAAGGCAGAUGCAUCUACUCGAACAUGAAGGCGUUCAUCAGGUACCUCAUUUCCAGCAACAUAGGUGAGGUUGCAUCCAUAUUCUUGACCGCUGCUAUGAGUAUACCAGAGGGUAUGAUGCCUGUCAAAUUGCUGUGGGUCAACCUGGUCACCGAUGGUCUGCCAGCCACCGCUCUCAGCUUCAACCCGCCUGACCAUAAAGUGAUGCAAAAGCCGCCAAGGAGCAAUGAUGAAAAGCUCAUCGACGGCUGGACCUUCCUGAGGUACAUCAUCAUCGGGCUGUACGUCGGGGUCUCGACUGUAGGAUCGUUCGUAUGGUGGUACGUACACGGCAUUUCCCCCAACGACGGAAACACAACCGUUACGCUGAAGCAGCUCAUGAGCUUCAGCAAAUGCGCACUGUGGAAGGAUUUCUCUGUCAACCGAUUGGAUGGCAUGACCGACGACAUGUGCAGCUACUUCACGCUCGGAAAAAUAAAGCCCGCCACCAUCAGCCUCACGGUGCUGGUCAUGAUUGAAAUGUUCAACGCCUUCAACGCGGUAUCUGAGGAAUCGUCUCUGUUGUCCACACCCCCGUGGUUGAAUCCGCACCUCAUGGUUGCGACUACGAUAUCGCUCACCAUCCACUGCAUCAUCCUGUACACGCCCUUCCUUGCCAGCAUCUUCGGAGUCGUUCCUCUGGACAAGCACGACUGGAUUGCCGUAUUGUUGUGGUCAUUCCCCGUGAUUAUCAUUGAUGAGCUCAUUAAAUGGGUUGGCAGGAACUAUGUUCGGAGGAGGCCGCAGCACCACGAAGAGCCCGAAAAGUCUAUGGCAGACAAGAAGGCAGACUAA
Molecule: messenger RNA, 3117 nt
Organism: Babesia ovata
Lineage: Eukaryota; Apicomplexa; Aconoidasida; Piroplasmida; Babesiidae
Product: sarco endoplasmic reticulum Ca2+-ATPase
Exons: 1
Coding region: 1-3117 (1038 amino acids)
Biological process (GO): calcium ion transmembrane transport; intracellular calcium ion homeostasis
Cellular component (GO): membrane
Molecular function (GO): P-type calcium transporter activity; ATP binding; ATP hydrolysis activity
Source: RefSeq, a predicted model, not a curated record